AUGAAGGUGCCCAAUACUUCUGCAUUUGUUGCUGUUACCGGUGCUGCUACAUACGAGUCGGCUGACCGGACUGGUAUAAUGGAGAGAACUCUAGCCAUUGAGCCAAGUCUUAGUAGUAGUAAUCGUACGAGUAAACGUACGAUUUCUUCCUCCUCCUCGUCUUCGACGGCCUCCGACUCUUACUGUGUUUCGUUGGCUGUAGGACCGCUGUGGUGGUCCGAUGUCCCAACAAUCAGGACCGAUCACGAUAGGGCGUCUCCCUUGAAGGAAUACAAUCGCAAGGAUUCUUUCGAUUCGACAACGACCACCGCUUCGUCUGAGUAUUAUGAACUGGAUUUCCCCGAAUCAACCGUCGACUAUUUGAACCAUCAGGAAGCUGCUGUAAUACAGGAAGUGCUGAGCCAAUCCGCUCCAACACCCAUCACAUUGAAGCUCUUCGUAACACCGCAGAAGUGCAGCAGCUGGGAGACGGUCUUUAACCCGAUCGACAACAUUCUGUACGUGUCGCUGCCGUCGGCGAUGUCACACGAGGCGUCGAAGCAUUCCUUCAUCUCGCUUCUUGAGUUUGCCGAAGAGAAGCUGGAAUGUGACGCGGUUGUGCUGUGCAUUCGCAAAGAUCGACUCGACCGCCCGAACCUGGUACGGACGUUUUCUUUUGUUGGUUUUCAGCCGCUCAGCCCAAAAUCUCCGCUCGCUCCACCACACAUCGAUGAGCAGCAGAGAAAUGAGUACCUCUUCAUGAUCUACAGCAUCGAGGAGUAGAAACAUACGGAAAUCCAUUUCAUUAUGAUCCAUCCUACCAUCCACCAUCAAGGAUCAUAACAUCUCAGCAGGAAGGCGUGCGUGGGUACUUUCGUAUUAAAAU
This is a messenger RNA of Anopheles marshallii, 865 nucleotides long. RefSeq names its product ornithine decarboxylase antizyme (gene Oda). The record is from RefSeq and is a predicted model, not a curated record. Gene Ontology annotation, molecular function: ornithine decarboxylase inhibitor activity. NCBI's taxonomy places the organism in Eukaryota, Metazoa, Arthropoda, Insecta, Diptera, Culicidae. Gene Ontology annotation, cellular component: cytoplasm; nucleus. Gene Ontology annotation, biological process: positive regulation of protein catabolic process.